UCAGAUGGUUGUCAUGGGAACAAAGAGUCAGGUUUCAGAACUUUUAUGAAGGUCAAUUGUUUUUUGGUCUGAAUACAUAGUUUUUUUUUUUUUCGAUUUUGGCAUAUUGUUUCAAAACCUUCCAUAUGUGUUUACAAUUUCUUUAUGUUUCAAAAUUGUGUGUGCGUGUGAGCCACAUCUAUGCACACAUAGACAGCAAACAGGCCAGUGGGUGUGGAUGUACUCUCAUGUCAAAUAUCAGCAGGUGUAAAUAAACACAGCUACAUCCAUUCGCCUCAUGGGCCGAUAAUCUGUGACAUCCUCCUGAUUGGUCCAGAGGAAAUGUGUCGUUAACACCUUGUAUAUUUACGUUUCCAGUAAACCAUACGUUUGACCUCCUUACGGUCUCUGAAGGCUCGCUUGAAGAAUCACCAAUACAUAGAGAGAUCUUCAGUGUGUCAUGUGAUCGGUGCAAAAGGACACAUGAUCAUCCGCUGGAGGAUGGAGGAGGGCGGGGCCUUUUGGUACCAUGUGCUGAAUGUGUGACUCUACUUCCUCAUGCAAGCCCCCGCUGCAGGUUCUCACUUCCUCUUUUGGCUAGCAGCGGCCUCCUGAUUGGACGAAUCGAGUAGGAACGCAACUAUAGCAGCCAAUGAACAAAGGGUGUGGAUGAGCCUUUCCCCUGGACCAAAAUAACCCGCUGUACUUGGGUGACUGCAUCACCCAAUCACGUGGUUCCUCAAAAUCUUGACUUUUCCAAAGCAUCAUGGGGUAAGCCCACGUGUCUGAGCAUGUUUGUGGAGUUUUUUGCGGGGGAAGAUAAUUGUGUUUAAAUAAAAUCCAUAAUCCAUUUUCUUGAAUAAUAAAACACAUCCAAGAAGAAAAUGAAUAGUAUAUAUUGUAGAUAUGGUCUUCGUGGACAGUAACAAACUGGCUGUAUGCAUGCAUGUAUUUAUGUUGCCCAAUUAUCUUUGGACGUGAUUGUUACAUGAUAUAAGAUGCAUCAUAUCAUAAAAUGUUGUCGAGGUAUGCUAGAAAUGCAUUUGCUAUAUUUAGAAGGUGAGUUAGGGACAAUGUACUUGCCACCAGAUGGAGCUCAUAUCUUGGCUUGAUCGAAGGUGACAUAUACACCUGAACGGUAAUUUAAUUGCACCUUGGAGUUGCAUCUGUGUGUGUCUCUCUUUUUGUAACUUUAAUGUAUUUAUGUAUUUAUUUGACGAUCCUGCACAACAUAUCAAAUCGCUUUUUGAUUGGUCAUGAAAAUGCCCUUGAUCAUAAGUGAGGAUUCCACUGAGAAUGAUAAUCUGUGAGUCGAUACUUAUUUAUUUUGGUUGAAUAUUUAACCCGAUAUUAUACUAAAAGCAGGUCAACAUACUAAGAAAAUACUUUACAAAAAAGGGUAAUUUUUAAGGAUAUCCCGUUAGCUUGAUCAGGCAAUUUUGUAAAUGUCUCGUUGUAAAUUGAGUUUUUUUAUGAUGUAGUGAAGUGAAAGUGAAAAUCGACCUAGGUCCUCAAGAAGUACAGUCAAAAUAAAUAACUACUUAUUUACUGUAACAAAGUGUUUAUACUUUGUUACUUUACACGACUGCUACAGAAUGAUCAAACGUAUUACUUUAGCUUGUAGAAAAUCCUUUAUAAACACACUGUAUCUGUGCUGUCUGCAAUCAUAACGUGUGUGAGUGGGAGGGUGGCUGGGGUGUGGGUGUGUCUUUACCGGAUACUGUGCUCCCCUUGUUCUUCCCCACAAACUCCGGCAUUCCUGCUAACUUAGGGGAAGAGAAGUGAGGAGGUGGACAUAAAACUGCAUUGGUGCUUAAAAAGGCGCGUGUGUGUUUUGGGGUGACUAACACACUCACUCACUCAAUCUACUGCAACGCCCUACGAAAGGGGGGGAGUGGCAUCACUUACCACUGAUCUGCCACUGGCACACUACAGAGCUAGAAUAAGCCGGUAUACAGCUCUUGCACUCGGCUUGGCCGUUUGUGUAUGUCGCUCUCGCUCUCUCUCUCCCGCUCUGCCUUCUUCUGAUACCACAUGGAUCAUCGGAUAGUUAUGGGAAAUGAUAUUCUGUCUUUGAGAUAACCACAUGGUCGCUGGGCCCCAGGUAAAUACUUAUGUCGCUCCCAUGUUUGUUUGUUUUUAUCAAUAAUAUGAGUACUUUCAAACUUUUUUUUGGAGUCUGAUCUCCAGAUACAUUGCUGUAUUAUGUACUGCUGUAAUUACUUGUUUUACUUUCGUGCGAAUCCAACCUAUUUGCUUGCAUGAAUGUUUAUGUCAUGGGGACGCUUGGUUAGGGCAAGGGCACAUUUAGUACAGUUGAUGUAAACAAUGUAUAUUGCCAUAGCGCUGUACCUGGGAGUGGGUGUUUGUAUGGACAUGUGGUUUAGGUCUAUGGAGGUCGAUGCUUAAAUAGGUGUUAUCCAAUGACAAAAACACUGCUUGUCAAGGUAUCUUUGACUAUUUGUGGGUAUGAGAUUUUAUUUAUUAUUUAUUAUCAAAGCUAAAAAUAUAGCCUAUUGAAAUGUGAAUAAGGCCCAUAGAAGAAUUUGGAUGCUACUUUUGAGGGUGUAUUAAUAGUUUGCAAAGGCCUAUUGCAUACACUCUCUUUAAGAAGUGGUAUGAGGCAUGCUCCCUCUGACCUAGAAUAUUGUGAUUGUCCUGUUUAUUAUGAUCUAGAUGUAUUCAUUUGGUUCAAUCAUUUUAUCUUGCAUUGAACAAUAAAUUUGGAAAUUUGAGUUUGAUAAAUCCCACUCAAUAUCUUUUCACCAUUAGAAUGCAGUUCUUGGACUAUCAAAGUUAAAAGGCUUUAACAAUAAGGGGUUGACUUUGGAGGAUGUGAACCCAUGCGACACUGGAGUCAUUUCGGUUACGUCCGUGGUAAGUCAUCUUGGUUUUCUUUCCUUGUUUUCUGCUGGGAGGAAGUUGCUUCACUUCAGUCUUCACUGGGAGUUUGGAAAGCUUAGCUAACCGGAGGAGGAAGGAAGUUCCAGCUACUUAAAUUUGCUGAUGAGGUUUUUUUACUGUGGUCUUUUUAUCCCUGAUUAGCUUUCCAUGUCAUUGGGUCUUCAAGGGCAAUAAUGUCAAACUAUUCGCACCAGUUCACUGGAAUGACUACAGCCGUGUCUGUGUAUAUGUGUGUGUGUGUGUGUGUGUGUGGGGCUCUCUGUUACAUAGACAUGUUUGGGUGCACUAUAUUUAGUCGUCUCUUUAUUCUGCAUGGAUGCAGCAGUGGCUGACACAUACAGCUACAAACAGAAUUUCUGGGCUUUCCUGUAUUUACAGACAAUGGUGAUUCAUUUGGACUAACUGAAGCCAUUCAUCUCUUCUGUUAUUGAUGACAAACUGCUUCUUCUGCUUUCCAGAGGCAGAAAAACAUUUCGUGCGACAUGAUAACGACAACACAACAACACAUAUUCUCUGUCUCUUGAUUACAACAACAAGAGGUCUUACUUUCAGACACGUGUGUCUCGCGAACGCAUCCCUAAACGUGUGUUAGAAUACUACAAGAUGUAUAUGUCCUCAUAUUUAGCUUAUUAUACGGCUACUUGCUAAAGAAAUUAAUCAUUUGAUUAUCGCAAAAAAUUCUUGUAUUGAUAUAAAAAGGAUUUUAUAGCUCCCACCUGGGAAGUCAGUUAAAUUUUCUAAUGGUGGCCAUAGCAACUAACUAUUCGGAUCAAUAACUGCAUAACUGCAGUUAUUUCUAAAUAGCAGACCACUGAAUCGUGAAUUCAUCAAAGCCGUGUUAUUUUGUUCUUAAGUCCUGGGUGUCCAAGCCAUGCUCAACUUGAACUCCUCAGUAGCCAGGCCAUUAGCGGGGAUCAGGAAACGCCAAGCAGCUCAGCGCCAUGCGACUGCAGAGUGACAACACACCAGAUAAUCAGGAAGGAAGUCUGACCUGUGCAUGACGAAUGGAAAGGGACAAAUUAUAGUCUUGUAAAGAAUAGAAUUGUGUGUUGCAGCAACACUUAAUACUACCACUUGCAUCCAUCCUGACAAAAGGCCACACAAACUGACCUACACAUAAAAAGGGAGCAGCAUCUGUGUCCCAUAGCAUCCACCACAACAACAUCCUAUAUGUGGUCAACUGAAAUUCAUCCUCUCUUGGUCUGUUUUUCUUAAUGCCUUUCCUGCUUUCCUCCUUUCCCCACUGCAGACUUCUCUCCAGCCUCUUUGGGGUUUUGUGAUGUAGUCAGCACCCCAGGCAGCUUCUCACCCUUUUUUUUUUUUUGCCAACACUACUUUCUUAUCAAACAGGUGUCUCUCUCUCUCUCGGGCUGGACUGCGGAGCAUUGACGUCGGCUCGCCCGCCCAUCCCCCCCCGCCCCCCAGCCAUGGCCUCGCGCAUCGGCCUGCGCAUGCAGCUGAUGCGAGACCAGCUGCAGCAGGAGGAGCAGCGGGAGCGGCAGCAGCAGCAGCAAGCGGCCCUGCAGUACAUGCAGCAGCGCAUGGCUGGCGCCCCGCCGCCCACCAUGGCUGUCAACGCCCCGCAACACUUCCAGAGCAUGCAGGUGCCCGUGGCGGUCCUCAAGGUCCAGACCCACCUUGAGAACCCGACAGACUACCACCUCCGCCAGUCCCAGAGGCAGCAGGUGAAGGAGUAUCUGUCUACCACCUUCGCCACCAAACAGACGGUCCAUGCGGUGGCAGGGGUUGUGCAGCCCUCCCCACCCCCCUCCUUGGUGCCCCCGGGCGGGUCGUCCUCGGCGCCUCCACCCCUGCACUCCCCACGCAUGCGCACCGAGCAGCUCAUGUCCGGGUGCAGCGCCCCAAACAGCCCCAUGGCCAUGCUCAACAUCGGCUCCAGCCACGAAAACGAGAUGGAUGAGGUCAUCGAUGACAUCAUCAGCAUGCAGUCCAGCUACGAUGACAUUCAGGCGUAUAUUGACCCGAUCCAGAUGCCUAACACACUACCACUGUCCACCAGUCACUUGGAUGUGUACUCAGGUCCUGGGAUGACCGGGCCAGCAAUUGCAAUGACCAGUAACUCCUGCCCAGCCAACCUAGCUGUCAAAAGAGAGCUAACCGACACAGAAGCACGUGUGAUGGCCAAGGAGAGACAGAAAAAAGACAACCACAACCUAAUCGAGAGACGGAGGAGAUUCAACAUUAAUGAUCGCAUCAAGGAGCUGGGCACCAUGAUCCCUAAAACCAAUGACCUGGAUGUUCGCUGGAACAAGGGCACAAUCCUCAGGGCGUCGGUGGACUACAUUAAGCGCAUGCAGAAGGAUGUGCAGAGGACACGGGAGGUGGAGAACAGCUUCAAACGGAUGGAGGUGGCCAACAAGCAACUGUGGCUCCGCAUCCAGGAAUUGGAGAUGCAGGCGCGUGUUCACGGCCUGCCCAACAACUCCCCCUCUCCGCUGAACCCCACCGACCUCAUGGGCUCCUAUGUGAAGCAGGAGACCAACCCUGAGGAGAAGCUUGCCCACGGCCAAGGCCAGCACCAGAUUCAACACCAGCACCAACACCACCAGCACCAGCAGCAGCAGCAGCAGCAGCAGCAGCAGCAGCAGCAGCACCUCCACGCCCAGGCCCACCUCCACAACCAGGGCCAGGGCCAGAACAGGCAGCUGCCGCCGCUCCCCCCCCACCUGCAGCACCAGUCCCAGCAGCACCAGCCGCCCAUCCAGUUCUCGGCGGUGGGCAGCUCCCAACCCUUUGACUUUGCCCAAUCGCUGGACUUGUGUGACGGGAUACCGGGCUUCAACGACGGCAUGGCGGCGCUGGGGGACCUGGGCGGCCUGGGCUCCCAGGGGAGGAGGUCCGACCUGAGCUUCCUGAUGAUGGACGAGCCACUGUCCCCGCUCGGCGGAGACCCCCUGCUGUCCGCCAUGUCCCCCGAAGCCUCGGUGGACUCCAGCCGCCGGUCCAGCUUCAGCAUAGAGGAUGGGGACAUACUGUAGAGGGUUCACUCACACACAGACACACACACACACACACGCACAUACACACGCACACACACCACACAGGUUGCAAGACAUACUGACAUACUGAUAUACUGAUCAUAGUCACACAUGGGGGCACGCACCCGACCCCACCCACACACGCACACAAACACACAUGAACUCGGGCUGACCUUAGCGUUGUCUGCCAUUGCUCAGCGGCUCUGAGUGCGGAGAUGUUAUUACUAGUGUUAACACCAGGGGGGGCUGAUAUGCAUUACAUACGACCUUGUUCCCGUAAUGGAGCCCAUAGAUCACAGCAGUAUAGUUUCUCAUUAGGGGCCGCUCGGCAGUCACAAGGACAUUCAGAGCGCUCAGAAUAACACACAGUUGUUAUUUUCUGCCCAUUACCUCCGAGGCCAUACACGUGAAUGUAAAAGUGAGCGGAGUGUCAGUGGUUGGGUUGGCUUUAGAGAGAGAGGACGUUAAGGUCUGAACUGAUCAAGUUGAUCUGUAAAUGUCCAUUUUUAAAACAUAAUUCAUCUUAGGUGGUUUA
Messenger RNA from Gadus chalcogrammus (walleye pollock), 6417 nucleotides. RefSeq names its product transcription factor EB (gene tfeb). NCBI's taxonomy places the organism in Eukaryota, Metazoa, Chordata, Actinopteri, Gadiformes, Gadidae. The record is from RefSeq and is a predicted model, not a curated record. Gene Ontology annotation, biological process: humoral immune response; regulation of transcription by RNA polymerase II; positive regulation of DNA-templated transcription. The coding region runs from base 4311 to 5882 and encodes 523 amino acids. Gene Ontology annotation, cellular component: nucleus. Gene Ontology annotation, molecular function: DNA-binding transcription factor activity, RNA polymerase II-specific; protein dimerization activity; RNA polymerase II cis-regulatory region sequence-specific DNA binding. The transcript is spliced from 13 exons.